Molecule: messenger RNA, 1395 nt
Organism: Closterium sp. Naga37s-1
Lineage: Eukaryota; Viridiplantae; Streptophyta; Zygnematophyceae; Desmidiales; Closteriaceae
Source: the annotation of a GenBank genome assembly
AUGGUGAUCGAAGGCUGGCUUGAGCCAGACUGCGUUGUCGUUGCGUCUGCGGGUUCCGGUAGGUCGCCGGCAGUGUCUGGCUCGGUGACUGCCUCGAAGAAGCCGCCACUGCCGUUUGCACCGAAACCGCCUCCCUCCAUGCUGGAGACCCCGAAUCCACCAGAGCCGGCUCCACCUGCCGCAGAGCCUCAUCCUCCCACUGCGGCUGCUCCUCACGCGCACGCUCUUGCGGGGCCUGCUCCCGUUGCCCUUGUUGCUCCUAUUGCUCCCGUUGAGUCUCCAGUUCCCGUUGUCGUUGUUGAUGCCCCCCCGAGCGCCCCAGUCCUUGAUGCGCCACAUGUCUCUGUCGCCCUGCCUGCACUGGUUGCUGCUAUUGGUUCGUCGCCGCACGCGGUGUCCGCCACCACUGGCGGCGCGGGCCCCGGGGAGGUGGGGGGGGGCGUUGCGCUGUCGGCUCCCGUCCUACCGACUGCGGCGACAUCGGUGCCGCACCCGGACGUCCAGGCGGUUCCUGAUCCCGCGCCGCUCGCUGCUGCUCCCCUGGCUCAGCGUCACCCGUCUCCGGGCCGCCGGCAGCAUCGGCCUCACUCUCCUGCGCCCCGCGGUCGCGGUGGCUGGUGGGGGGGGCGCGGUCGUGGUGGCGGCUGGGCGUAUGAUCAGCCAGUAACGAUGGCUGAUCUUCAGCGCGUUGUUUCUGAUGCGAUGCGACUGGAGCGAAACGGGCAGGCGAGCCAGAGCAACUCACCGCGCGUCGCUCUAGCGCAUGCGUCCCUUCCUCCGUCUGCGCCCUAUGAGCCUGCACCUCCUCUUCCACAGUCAGCCGUUCCCCCUCCCCCAGCUCCCUCUGCGUCUGCCGCUGCUCAUGGGAACCGGAUGCACCUACCGUGGGUUCCUCCUCUGGCGGGUAUGGAGUUUGUGACUGCGGCUGGAGGACCGGUGGCGGCGCAGUAUCCCUCUCUACUGCCUGUUGCUCCUGUUCCUCCGGCUGCAUCGGUGCCAGUACAGUCACUGGCGGGGCCCUCUCCGUCAGCCGUGGUGCCAGAGGCGUCGCUGGGGCAGCUAUGGCGCCUCUCUGAGGGUCUGCGGGCAGUGCACUUGAUUCAGGUGUAUGGUCAUGCGGCUCUCUCCCAGGGUGUUCAUCUGGACCCUGGCCCCCGGGACGAGUGCCUGGAUGCUGCGGAUCGGCUGGCCGAGCUCCUGGCGCCCGUGUUGGCUGCGCCCGCGCGGGGUGGAGUUGCGGGCAUUGGACAGCUAGGGACGGCGGUCCAUGGGUUGCGCCGGUUUUUGCGCGCGGGCUCUGCCGUCGACUUGAUCGGCGCAACGACAGUGGUGGUGCCCGAGCUUCAUCGUUCUCUGACGGGUCUUCUCGCUGUCCUUGACGCGGAUCAGAUGUAG